UGAAACUGGAAACACUUAACAGUUUUCAGAAGUUUUACAAGAGAAGUACUUAAAACUACGUGUUUUAGUGAGCAUGACAAGUUAUACCGAUAAGGGACCUAAGCCAACUAACGGAAAAUUCCUUUGUUUUGACCAUCUAACUUUCUACGUAGGCAACGCCAAACAGGCCGCUAGUUAUUACAUCACUCGACUUGGAUUUGAACCUGUAGCUUAUAAAGGAUUAGAAACUGGAAGUAGGAAAUAUGCUGCCCACGUGGUUCGUCAAAAUCAGAUCCACUUUGUCUUCGUCUCCACAUAUCAGCCAGAUGACCACGAAUUUGGUCACCACAUCGCCAAACACGGAGACGGGGUGAAAGACAUCGCCUUCGCCGUUGAAAACUUGGAUAAUAUUGUGCGUAUUGCCAAAGAGCGUGGAGCCAAAGUUGUUAGGGACAUAUGGGAAGAGUCCGACUUUAAUGGAACCGUGAGAUUUGCCACUAUCCAAACGUAUGGAGACACUACCCACACGUUCGUUGACCGAAGUCUGUACCGUGGUACGUUUCUGCCAGGUUUUUCUAAAUGCGACCAAGAUGUUUUAGCCAAGAAUUUGCUACCAGGAAAGUUGGACUUCAUCGACCACGUGGUGGGCAAUCAACCGGACAACGAGAUGGAAUCCGUUGCGAAAUGGUACGAGAACGUGUUACAAUUCCACCGAUUCUGGUCGGUUGACGAUACUCAGUUGCACACCGAGUAUUCAGCCCUCAGGUCCAUUGUAAUGAGCAACUGGGAAGAAAAUGUGAAGUUGCCAAUUAAUGAACCAGCACCGGGAAAAAAGAAGAGUCAAAUUGAGGAAUAUGUUGAGUACUACGGAGGUGCUGGGGUACAGCAUAUUGCGCUUAACACCCAAGACAUCAUUGCUUCAGUAAAUAAUUUGAAAUCCAGAGGAGUCGAGUUUUUACAGGUCCCUGAUAGUUACUACGACAUUCUUAGAGAAAACCUCAAACACAGUAAAGUUAAGAUUGCUGAAGAGUUGGACAUUCUUCAAAAAUUGAAGAUCUUAAUCGAUUAUGACGAAAACGGGUACUUGCUGCAAAUAUUUACUAAAAAUAUGCAAGACAGGCCUACACUGUUUUUGGAAGUGAUCCAAAGAAGGAAUCAUAAUGGUUUUGGGGCAGGAAAUUUUAAAGCCUUGUUUGAAGCCAUUGAAAUUGAACAAGCCAAAAGGGGCAACUUAUAGAUUAUUUUUUAAUAUAAGGAAAAUAAACCUAUUUUAAAAAUCA
Molecule: messenger RNA, 1259 nt
Organism: Aethina tumida (small hive beetle)
Lineage: Eukaryota; Metazoa; Arthropoda; Insecta; Coleoptera; Nitidulidae
Product: 4-hydroxyphenylpyruvate dioxygenase
Exons: 12
Coding region: 74-1216 (380 amino acids)
Biological process (GO): L-tyrosine catabolic process
Cellular component (GO): Golgi membrane; endoplasmic reticulum membrane
Molecular function (GO): 4-hydroxyphenylpyruvate dioxygenase activity
Source: RefSeq, a predicted model, not a curated record